AUGCCGAAGUGCAGUCCUCGGGAAGCCGCCAGUGGACUCCUGCGGACUGCAAGCGUCGGCUGCUCCUCGCUCCUCGGCCAGGCCAGCAAUGACGGCUGGCGUGAUGGUCCCACGCUCCGCCUUCCAUGCUGUCGAACAUCACCUCCAGGCGGGAGCCAGCGACUGCCUCGACGACAUUUUCGCGGAGCCCCACGCCAGGCUGCUCGCGUGGCGCAAGGGCGCGACCCAGGCGUCCCACGCGGGAGCGCAGCGCGGCAUGCAGGCGCUGCUCCGCGAGCGCGAGCGCCUCGAGGACCUUGCAGGCCGCCCUCCUGGCGCAGGGCUCAGGGAACGGGAGGGCGUGCUGAGGCUCCAGGCGGAGUCCGAGCAGCUCGGCCAGCGCGUGCGCCAGUCCGCCGAGGCGGCCGCCAGGCGGGCGGACGGCGUGCGGCGGACCAGGGAGGUCAUCGCCAGGGCUCAGGAGAGGAGUGCCGGCAAAGGCUGUCGCGCGAGGAGGAGGCGCUGGCCGACCGCCGCCGCGCCGCGGAGAGGCGAGGCGCCGAGGUGGAUGCCCUCCUCGGCCUCUACAGUGAGCGGCUCGGGCUCCGCUGCGAGAGGCUGGCGCCGCAGACGGUGCGCAUGGUCUUCACGCUCGUCGACCCCUCCGAGCCCCUGCGCGAGUUUUCCUUCUCCCUGGGGCUCGAUGGGUCCUUCGAGUACAGCGCCUUCGGCUGCAGCCCCGCCGUCCGGGACCUGGACGAGCGGGUCGCGACCCUCAACGCGGGGGGGCACUCGAAGUGCGCGUUGCCCGCAUUCCUCUGCGGCAUGCGCCGGGCGUUCCGGGCCGGAGCCGCCGCUCGCGAGCAGUGA
Molecule: messenger RNA, 849 nt
Organism: Prorocentrum cordatum
Lineage: Eukaryota; Dinophyceae; Prorocentrales; Prorocentraceae
Source: the annotation of a GenBank genome assembly